GGUGAGCAGCAGCAGGUGUCGUGUUUCCGUACAACUCUACUGAGUGGCUUUUAAACCGGUAAUAACAACUCUGAUAUCAUAAUGUAAUAUUUUAAACUUACCUACAACCUUCCUUACCGCAGAACACAGGAUACUAAAGUGCUCUGAAGGAGGGAAUAAUGGUCAUCUUGUUGGCAUGCACUUGCUUCCUCUUCGCACUUGUUGACGGGCGCUUGGCAACGCGGCUGGGUGGACUUUGCUCCCGGACGUCUCGUCUGCGGUUCCAGAGCGUUGGUUAUUGAGACACAACUUACCAGCGUGUGUGAACAGCGAGCACUUUGAGGAGCGCAUGGUCUACGUGGGAGAAGGGACUAGAUACCGUCUGAAAUGCCCUCUGGCCGCCUGGUUGGGGGUCCGGAUCCCGGACUCCCAGCCAGGCGGCCAGAAGGGGGCCGUGACCUGGCUCAGAGACUGCCGCGAGCUGCCGCCCCCGCCUCCCCCCGGCCGCUCGGACCCCGGCCCCGGGCUCUUCCUGGAGUUCCCCACCUUGGGCCUUGAGGACCAGGGGAACUACACCUGCCUGCUACCGGACAGCCUCAUCUCCUUCACCGUGCACCUCCUGGUCAAGGAGUCCCAGUGUUCCAGGGCCCCGGAGUUCAUGCCGGGUGGGGGGUUGACCCCCCUCUGGGGACGCCUGGGGUCCACUGUGUGGCUGAACUGCACCGCGCUAGUUCCCUGGGACCCGGCUGAGGAGCCCCCCUGUGCCCCACCCACCCUGCAGUGGAGCAAAGAUGGCCGCCUUCUCACCAACCGUACGGAGAACCCUCGGAAUACUUCUUCAUGGUCUCCCAGUAUUGGACAUGUGACACUAAGCAGUCUCCUGGAGAUCUCUCUGCAGGAGCAGGCGGACUUUGGGCUGUACCUCUGCAUUGUGAGAAACACAUCAGACUCAUUUCAAGUGCAGAACGCAGACCGCCCUAGCCACACUGCCGCUGUCAUCGCCGCAGUGGUCUUACUCCUGCUCCUCUCUGUGGCGGCGUUGGUCUACUCCAAACAUCACCUGGACAUCAAACUGUGGUACAGGAACACUUACGGAGACUAUGAACUCAACGAUGGUAAAUUGUACGACGCAUACGUCUCCUAUGUGAAUAACGAGUACGACAGAAAGUUUGUAAAUUUUAUCCUGAAACCAAACCUGGCGAAACAAGGACACAAGCUGCACCUGAAUGAGAACGACAUCCUCCCUGGAGCAGGUGACUCCUCUCCUACUGUAGCGUGUGAACCUCUCCUCCCUGGAGCAGAGCCGUCCGCAGAGCUGCUGAUGAAUGUCAGCCGGUCCCGGCGGCUGGUGGUAGUCCUGUCCCAUGCCUACCUGGAGCAAGACUGGUGCACUAGGAACUUCAGGCAGGGGCUGCUGCACCUGCUGGAGCUCUCCCCCAAGCCCAUCUUCAUCACGCUGGAGGGGCAGAUGAAGAGGGCCCGGGCGGAGGUGAGGGAGGGGCUGAGGGAACAGCAGCAUCGCCUCACCCUGCUCACCUGGAAACACAACUCUGUGAGCCUGUCGUCAGUGUUCUGGAAGGAGCUGGUCUUGGCCUUGCCUCGCCGGCUGGACUUCCACUGUGAGUCCGCCAGAGACCCCCAGACCAUGCUGCAGGAGGACAAAGACCCCAUGCUGACCCUGGACCCAGACUACCUGGACUGGCGGUCAGAGGCGGACCCUGCUGGAGACCUUGGCACGGGGCGGCGCCUGCCUGUGUACAGAGCCUCAGGAGUUCCCGUGUUGGGAGCCUUUCCCACGGUGCCGGCGGAGCUCAAACACUCAGACAUCGACGUGUCAGACCUGGGCUCCCGUAACUACGGCGCCCGCACAGACUUCUACUGCCUGGUAACCAAGGAGGACAUGUGACGGUGCUGCUCCAUCACGACUCAGACCCGGACCACACCUUGCUCCCGCUCAGUGCGCAUCACCCGAGAGUGAAGAGUAGUGGGCUGCUCCCCAAAUGCAACAUUACAUUGUUUUGUACUAUUUCGUGGAUUCAAUUCACAGAAUAACAUUUUGUACAGUUUACCAAAGAAGGUUUUAUGUAGUUAAUUAAAUAGAUUAGUAAACAAUAAAAAGUAUGAAUGAGUCAGAGUUUAUCAUUUAGUUAGCAGAUGGACCUUUCAGACACACCUGGAAUUGUGAUUCACUUGACAAGGUCGCUCCUAUCGAACAGAUGGCGUGAACAUCAACUCAAUGCUGUUUGAAUGCUGUUUGAAUGCUGUAAUUGUCCCCAUUAAGAGGCUGGUUGUUAAGUAUGUAAAAGGUGAUGGCAAGAGCAAACACACAAAGCAAUCAGGGGACGGGUGUGGCAGCUCAGGACAGGAAUGGUUCCUGUCCGAGCAGGAGAAAUAUGCAGGGAGGGGCCGUCCUCUUACAGUCGCGAUUAGUAACUUAAACGCAAACACCAUGAGGCCAUGACAUCCACCAGGCGCAUCCACCACAGCACUCUUAAAUGCUUUCAUGUAAAAUAAUGAAAUUGGUUGAUGUUCUUUAUUAAAAAUAAAUACAUCUGAUCUUGUGAUAAUAUAUGAUAUGAAUUCAAAUGCUGAAAUAUAUACAGUGACAUUUUCAACACGGCAGUUCUGGAUUAAUGUUUGCGAUUAAACAAGAAUUUCAUUCAUUUGCAUGUUACAUGCAAUAACAUGUCGAUUAAAGUCAUUGUAAUCUACAAAGUAUGUCAAGAUUGAAACAUCGAACAGACACUUAAAAACCUGUUGAGUACCAAACAAAAUACAUUCUAGUUAGCAUUAAAACAGAGCAUGUUAAACUUGCUCCCAACAUCCGCAGGACAAUUUGCAGUGGGUCUGCCAGAGUACAUAAAACAUGAGCUGGCAGAUUGUGCUGGUUCACAUGCUGACUUUAAACCACAACCAUUCUGAAUAAUUCUUACACCUUUAUACAUUAACAUUAUCUUAGGUUUCAAGAUAUGAAAAUUGGGGUCUUACGGAUUAAUGUUUUUGAAAAAUGUCACCUUUAUGAUAAACAGCAUAGAAUUGUAUAAAGAAUGAGUUUUAAUUGCUAAAACAUAUAAAAAGACUAAAUAUUUACAGAAGUCAUUUUCUACAUGCCUAUACAUCCACACACGCCCACUAGUAUAUAUAUUUUCUUUAUGUGUAUUCUUUUACUAUUUCAUUUAUUUAACAAAGCACUUUUUACAAAAUAACAAUGAGACAAGGGACGCUAUUUAUAUUAGGAUUUAUAAAAUGCUAGUUAGAGGGCGUUGUGGAGUAAACAGUAACGAGAUGGGACACUGAGUCUUUUUCGUUUUCUCGUGGGAGUGUUCACACGAGAAGGAGAUUACACACAACGGGCCUCACUGUUUUACUCAAUCAUUUCAUUUGGAUACAUAAAACUAAGAUGAUACAGAAACAGAGAGCAGUUGAAAGAAGGGGGGAGAGAGAACAGGGUGGAAAUAAAAUCCCUGAUUCUCUUUCUUUUUUUUACCGAUGUUUAACAAAUGUCAAUCGUUAAGGUGCACACCAUAUCUAUAAUUACCAUUUUAUUCACACAGUCCAUCGUUUUUCCCAAUGCAGCUGAAAAAUCCUGUUGUAGUGAACGCACGUUGAAUGUCCCUGCUCUCUACCCAGUAGAUUCCCGUCAACAAGUCCUUGACGCAGAUGAUUAUAUACAUACUGAAGUCGUUACUUCUUAUCAGAUGGACAAAUCGGCGAAGUCUGGCCUCGUAAACCCUUUCUGUAAGACAGAGUGACAAGUCAAAACGUUAAUGUGACAUCAGGGCGAUCAAAUGUUUCGAUUAAUAACACAUACAUUAUGCAUUGACAGCUUGGGGUUUUCCAUUAAAGGAAUGGAAACAAAAAGUUAAAAAGUUCUGCCGUGAUGCCGGUAGAAAGGGGAAAUGGCAGAAAGCAAACACGCAUUUUUGGUUGUGUCAGGACUUGUGUGCGUUACACAAUACACCACAUGACCCAGCCCCUGGGUGCGGCAGGUCUGCACACCAAUAAAUCUA
Messenger RNA from Gadus chalcogrammus (walleye pollock), 3989 nucleotides. It is a transcript of the gene sigirr, whose product is annotated as single immunoglobulin and toll-interleukin 1 receptor (TIR) domain. The transcript is spliced from 11 exons. NCBI's taxonomy places the organism in Eukaryota, Metazoa, Chordata, Actinopteri, Gadiformes, Gadidae. The record is from RefSeq and is a predicted model, not a curated record. Gene Ontology annotation, biological process: signal transduction. Bases 329 to 1885 code for a protein of 518 amino acids.